AUGGCGUGUAACAAGACGUUUUUGCUGCUGUUGUUGGUUUGCGUCGUAACUGUGGGGCGCUGCUCCGCCCAAGAGCCGGCCAGAGAGGCGGUGCAGAAAGGCAAGGACAAAGCUGCGGACACGUACGGAGACACCAAGUGGUCGCUGGGCGAGGCUUUUGAUAAGGCGAAGGGGUCGAUCUCGGAUGAGGAUAAGAGGAGGUUCGAGGAGGCACAGGAGAAGGCUAAGGGAAAUUUGUCGCCCCAGGAUAGGCAGAAGAUGGAGGAGGCGAAGGAGAAGGCAAAGGGGUCAGUGACGGAGGAGGAUAAGAGGAAGUUCAAUGAGGCAAAGGAGAAGGCGAAGGGGUCGGUGACAGAGCAGGAUAAGAGGAAGUUCGAGGAGGCGAAGGAGAGGGCGAAGGGGUCGGUGACGGAGCAAGACAAGAGGAAGUUCGAGGAGGCGCAGGAGAAGGCGAAGGGGUCGAUGACGGAGCAGGAUAAGAGGAAGUUCGAGGAGGCGAAGGAGAGGGCUUCGCAGGGGAUGAAAGGAAGCGGUGCAUCUAUGUAA
This is a messenger RNA of Salvia splendens (bonfire salvia), 546 nucleotides long. Its product is annotated as translation initiation factor IF-2-like. Lineage: Eukaryota; Viridiplantae; Streptophyta; Magnoliopsida; Lamiales; Lamiaceae. Bases 1 to 546 code for a protein of 181 amino acids. The record is from RefSeq and is a predicted model, not a curated record. The transcript has a single exon.